AUGGAGUGCUUUGUCCAAGUUCCCUAUGGCUUGUGCCAGGGCUAUGGGCCUGCUAUGCCUUUGGGCCAGCCAGGACUCUGUGAACACAGACAGCCUGACUGGAGGCGAAACCCUGGUCCCCCCACUUUUCUGGCCAGGACUGGGUGGGUGAUGCCUGCAAAUGCCUCUGACUACUUCAUGGACCCUUCCAAGAGGGUGCGGCUUAAGGCCAUUCUCUCCCAGAUGAACCCCAGCCUGCGGUUUUGCAAGGCCAGCACCAGGGAAGUGGGCGUGCAGGUGAGCCCGCGAAUGGACAAGUCUGUGCAGUGCUCCCUGGGCUCUCACACCUUGCACAGCUGCUCCCCUUGGGGCAGCACAGGCCACAAGGUACCUCUGCUGGCCUGGGGAAUCUAUUCACCAGCGAAAGGUCGCAGGAACUUGACCCAGCUGCAGAAGGAGGGGGAAGACCAGGAGAGGAAGGCACUUUUGGGUCCUGUGGAGGCCAGCCAGCAGCAGCAGCAGUCACUGCCAAUGCCAAGGUCUGAAGAGGACAAACAGGAGGAGCUUUGCCAGCAUGAGUUCGGGGAGGAAGACAAGCAGACACAGGGAGUCGGCGGAGCAGAUCUGCUCAGAAAACCCAACUUCCAGUUUUUGGAACCAAAAUAUGGCUAUUUUCACUGUAAAGAUUAUAAGACCAGAUGGGAGAGUGCAUAUGUAUGGUGCAUUUCUGGAACUAAUAAGGUUUAUUUCAAACAACUGUGUUCCAAAUGCCAAAAGAGUGUUAACCCUUCGAGAGUGAAAGGACUUUGUCAGACCUGUUCAAAGUCUCAUUCCUGUCCUCAAAAGAAAAGAUGCAUUGAUCUAAGGAAGCCGCAUUGACAGGAACUGUGUGGUCGCUGCGAGGACAAGAGCUUCUCCUGUGGCAAUGCCUACAGCUUUAAAUACAUCGUGUGACAGGGGCAUGACUUGUACAGGACACCCGAACUUUCCUUGUAACUUAUGGUGCUGUUCCUUUUCUGCAACUUAACUCUGACCUGGUAUUGGAAAAUGGGCUGGGCUUUUGUACUUUUUGUAGGUUGUUUAACAAUUGUACAAAGGGAGUAGAA
Molecule: messenger RNA, 1085 nt
Organism: Suricata suricatta (meerkat)
Lineage: Eukaryota; Metazoa; Chordata; Mammalia; Carnivora; Herpestidae
Gene: ZAR1L
Product: zygote arrest 1 like
Biological process (GO): translation
Cellular component (GO): cytoplasm
Molecular function (GO): mRNA base-pairing post-transcriptional repressor activity
Source: RefSeq, a predicted model, not a curated record